This is a messenger RNA of Rotaria socialis, 933 nucleotides long. The record is from the annotation of a GenBank genome assembly. Lineage: Eukaryota; Metazoa; Rotifera; Eurotatoria; Philodinida; Philodinidae.
AUGUUGUUCAAAAUCAUAUUCACCUUUGGUUGUGUUGUCUUUAUGGCGAAUGCACGAUGUAAUUUAACAGCAGAACCAUUAGAACUAAUUGAUUGUCUGUCACAUAUGAGUACAAUUAUUCUUGGACUUGCUAAAAAUGACAUUCAACGAGUAUGCAAAUCAACGUCAUUAAUAGUGAAAUGCGCACAAAAUCAUUUGGCAGAAUGUAUUGGGCAAAAGGUCGGUGAAGCUGCUUUUCGAGAAAUUGUUGAUUUAGCAGAAAAUUGUUGCCCAGAACGAAAUAAUCCGACUUGUCCAAUAAAAGAUUCAAUAAUAGAAGAACAACGUUGUUUUGCUGCUGACUCGCUUGUGACGUUAUCUAAUGGCGACCAGAAAUCAAUUGCUAAUCUACAAUCAGGCGAUUCACUUCUUGCUUAUGAUGAUAAAACAAAGAAAGUCCUCUCAACCAAUCUAAUCACUAUGCUUGACUUUCAACCACAAAGAUUUGCUUUGUUCAAACAAGUAACUACUCACACUGGCCGACAAUUAUCACUUACCUCGUCUCAUCUUAUGCCUACUGAUAAACAUGGUUAUGUCAUGGCUAAAAAUAUUCACGCCGGAAUGAAUGUCUAUGUCAUGAAUGGCGAUGGCAUUCUAAUUACUGAAACUGUUUCGAAUGUGUCUGAUGUUGUCAAACAAGGAUAUGUAGCCCCUUUGACUGUUGAAGGAUAUGUAGCCCCUUUGACUGUUGAAGGUACAUUAAUUGUAAACAAUGUUGCAGCAUCGUGCUAUGCUACAAUCGAUAGUCACGUCAUUGCCCAUACUGUACUGGCUCCUAUGAGAUGGUGGUAUAGUUUAUUCGGAAAAUCGAGUUCCAUGAUUGGCGUUCAUUGGUUUCCACAAAUACUGUAUGAAAUGACGACGUAUUUGAUACCAUCAAUCAUUCAGAAAUAA